AUGAUCGAGUUGCCCUCGGGUUUCUUAAGAAUUAUCGACCCAGCAUACAGCAAUGGGCUCUGGGCGAAUGAGAAACUGAUGGAUGCAGAUGACAUCGAAUUCGAAGCACCAACUCCUCCGGUAACAGGGGUUAUUGGAGGAGCUGGAUCAUACGCAGCCGUUGGAGCGCGAAUGGUCGCUGGACAAGAGCAUUCAAACACGGUGGGCUGGAUUGUUGACUGCGGGUCCGACUUCCCAGGGACUAUAAAAGAAACCAUUCUAUCCUGGAAUACCCAUUGUAUUUUUAGGGAAGAUCACAGUCGGCUUACUACAAGAGGAUGGAACGGAUAUGGGCCAGAUGAGAAAAGAGAUUUUAGAUACUUGACACCAAAAUUACGUUUGGACGAGGAAUCCCUGACAAAUUCUCUCCUGCUUUCAAAAACGUUCCAUAUAAUUUGUUCCUCGCUUCGGUGCUGUGAACUGGUUGACGGCAUUUUGAAAAGGAGGUCUGAGGUGCUCAAAGAAACAAACAUUGACAGUUCUCAACUUAGGGCACGACCUAUUUUCGUAUGGGAACCUGUUCCUGACAGGUGUUUCCCAGAAGAACUGGAAAAUUUCUACAAAGCUAUACGCUACGUUGACGUAGUCAGCCCCAAUGAAAAUGAGCUAGCACGAUUUUUCGGCGGAACGGUAUGGACUGCAGCCAAUCCGCAAGAUCAAAGAAUUGCUGCAAAGAUCACUCAGUUUGGUAUUGGCCCUAAGGGCGACGGUAUGCUCGUCAUCCGGGCUGGGAAGGAUGGAUGCUAUGCUUUUUCAAGAAAUGGCACGUUGAAAUUGCCAGCGUACAAAUUUGUUGACGUGGUGGACCCAACUGGAGCAGGAAAUACAUUUCUCGGAGCCUUAGCACAAGGCUUAGUGAGCUCCGGGCGUGCACCUUUUAAUGUAAUACAGGGAAUAUGUGGGUCCUCAGUAUGGUGGCCUGGCAUUAAAUGUAACUGGGGAAACGACGAAGAAACUCCUACUGCAUUGAUCUGCGCUAUCAUUGCAGCUAGUUUUGCGAUCGAACAAAUAGGUUUACCCAAGAUCUCAUUCUCGAAUGAAGGAUUCGAGUGCUGGAACGGGAGUCGUUAUACGGAACGAAUCCGUCUGUACAUGACGCAGCUCAGGGAUUUGUAUGAUACAUUUUCGAAAGGUAAUAAAUAG
This is a messenger RNA of Ophidiomyces ophidiicola, 1182 nucleotides long. RefSeq lists its product as uncharacterized. Lineage: Eukaryota; Fungi; Ascomycota; Eurotiomycetes; Onygenales; Onygenaceae. Bases 1 to 1182 code for a protein of 393 amino acids. The transcript has 3 exons. The record is from RefSeq and is a predicted model, not a curated record.